AUGGCGUCGCCCAUUGGGGCCCGCCCAGGGGCCCUGCCAGAGGUGGUGGCACAACCAGGGCCCUUCCAGGAACGGCGACGCCCACCGGGGCCCGCCCAGGCCCUGCCAGGUGUGGUGGCGCCUCAGGGGGCCUCCCAUGGGAAAGCACACCUCAGGGGCUUGAUCGGUGGUGGCGAUUCCCCCAGGGGCCGCGUUGGGACAGUAGCUCUCAGCGGCCCUCCCAGGGACAGCAGCGCCCCUAGAGCCCCUGCUAGGGGCGGUGGUGGUGCCCCCAGGAGCCCCUUCCAGGGCCGUGACGUCUGCAGGAGCCCCUCAGAGGCGGUGGUACUCCCGGAGCCCUCCCAGGGAACCUGCCAGGGCGCUAGUGCUCCCAGGGGUCCUUCCAGGGUGACGGUGGCCCUGGGUCCAUCCCAGGGUCCUGCCAGGGUCGUGGUGCCCAAGCAGGAGCUUCCAGGAAUAGCGGUGCUCCUAAGGGCCCCUGCCCGGGGCGGCACGCCUCCAGGAGCCCUCCCAGGGGCGGCGCCCAUCAGAUUACACCAUGGGCAUUAA
Molecule: messenger RNA, 549 nt
Organism: Homarus americanus (American lobster)
Lineage: Eukaryota; Metazoa; Arthropoda; Malacostraca; Decapoda; Nephropidae
Product: skin secretory protein xP2-like
Exons: 3
Coding region: 1-549 (182 amino acids)
Source: RefSeq, a predicted model, not a curated record